AUGGUCGCUAAGGAAUUCGUCGACUCUGACAGAGUCAACUAUCUCGUCUGGAGGUACCUUCUCGAAGGCAAUUACCGAGAGACGGCGGCCAAAUUCCAAAAGGAGUGGCAUGUCAAACAACCUCACAGAGACUUUGCCUUUGCGCGCCACGUCAAGAGCCAUGCAUUGGUCUCGGUCCUGAACCGCGGCCUCCUGUACCACGCGCUGGAGCGCGAGCAUGCACGCAAGGUGCUGCCUCAGGAUGCACCAGCGGAAGCAGCCGAGGCGCUGCAGGUCGGCAUCUUUGGCCCUCUGGACGCCCAUCCACAGUCAAAAAUCGACGAGGAGGAAGGAGAGGAUGCUGAGGGAGAGGAGGUUGAAGAAGUAUCACGGAAACGAGCGCCUCAACAGUUACCCAAUGGUUCGCCGGCUAAGCGACAGCGACUAAGCAAUGGUUUUGAGCAUGGCGUCGAUGCAUCGGCAGCGGCAUCAGCAGCAGCAGGACCUCCGGUGACGACACCCAUGGAAGUGGACAACCAACCCGACAAUCACGCCUACCCUUCGCCGCUCGAGGGCGAGCAGGCGCCGGAGCCGAUUGUGCGUACUGACGGACCCGAGCAGGGCACCCAGGUCGACAAGGUCGAGGAGCUGGCUCCCGAGACGACCUUUAUCCGGCUCGUGGACGAUGGCCAAACUCACAGCAAGGGCGACGGCCGAGAUGCAACGACCCCGUCGCCCCCAUCUCCGUCCGGCGCUGAGAAUGCUCCCAUCAUUUUGCAGUGCGAGUGGAACCCCAGAAACCCAUCCAUUCUGGCGGCUGCUGGAACGGAUGCGCUAGCCCGUGUUUGGACGGUCGCGCGUGCCGGCCCCGUUGAGGCGGGGCAGGAUCACGUGUCACCCCAAGGCCACACCCUGCUGGACCGUGACGUUCCCCGCGAUACGACAGUAACCGCCCUGUCGUGGACUUCAGAUGGUGCUGCCAUUGCGGUUGCCACAGACUCUAGGAAUCAAGCGUCGAUCAACGUAUGGUCGGCCGAGGGCGCCUUGCUACAGUCGAUAGAGCUAUCGGAGCCGCCCAUUAUCAAGCUUUCAUGGAACCCCAGCAACACAGCGCUCCUCGCCAUCUCACCGGACAAGGGAGGCGCUCUUGUGACGGUGCACUACCCACCCGCAGGAAACUCGCUCUCAUAUUUCCUCUCUGGUCACGAUAUUGAGGCUACUCCCCUCGAUGCGGUCUGGACGGGUGAUCACGAAUUUUUGCUUUGCGGUGGCGACCUGAUGGUAUGCCUACACUGCACCGACACGACAAUAGCUCAGGCGAGGAAAUUCGAGACCAAGGAGGAUGAUAGCUUCAGGCAGGUGCUCUUUGAUGCACGAUCAAGACUGGCAGCUACAUCGAGUGAUAAGGGCACACUAGAUCUCUGGGACGAGAAGGGACAGAGGAGGUCAAUAUCUGCACACCAAGGAGCCAUUACUUCGAUGCAAUGGCAACCACUUCCUGCAAACCAGCCAGGUGCUGACGACGAGCGGCUGAUUGCGACUGGAGGCGACGACUGUGCGAUACUGAUUUGGAACGCGCGAAUGCCUGAAAGCAAGGCCAAGUGCUUCUUGACGAUGGAUUCACCGAUUGUGCGGCUUGCAUUUACGCCUGACGGAGCGUUUAUUGCGGGGGCGACAUCGACACAGGUAUUGAUUUGGAAAGUGGGAAGUCACCUUGUUCCCCGAGCGAGCUGGAGCAGACCGGUUCACUCAGGUUGGCUCAGCCCCAAGGCCAAUGCCGAGACAGAUGAGGAGGAUGAGCACUGUCUUUGUUGGGACGCUGACGGACAAAAGCUGGCUUACGGCUCUAAUAGCAGGCUCGCCAUUAUCAACUUUCGCAGAUAG
Messenger RNA from Fusarium keratoplasticum, 1863 nucleotides. Its product is annotated as LisH domain-containing protein. The transcript has 6 exons. Gene Ontology annotation, cellular component: Set3 complex. Bases 1 to 1863 code for a protein of 620 amino acids. NCBI's taxonomy places the organism in Eukaryota, Fungi, Ascomycota, Sordariomycetes, Hypocreales, Nectriaceae. Gene Ontology annotation, molecular function: transcription corepressor activity; protein binding. The record is from RefSeq and is a predicted model, not a curated record. Gene Ontology annotation, biological process: regulation of transcription by RNA polymerase II.